This is a messenger RNA of Rhincodon typus (whale shark), 424 nucleotides long. Its product is annotated as splicing factor 45. The annotation marks the transcript as partial. The record is from RefSeq and is a predicted model, not a curated record. NCBI's taxonomy places the organism in Eukaryota, Metazoa, Chordata, Chondrichthyes, Orectolobiformes, Rhincodontidae. The transcript is spliced from 3 exons. Gene Ontology annotation, biological process: alternative mRNA splicing, via spliceosome; mRNA cis splicing, via spliceosome. Gene Ontology annotation, cellular component: precatalytic spliceosome.
CGUGAAGGGAAGGUGAAAUGUCCCUGUACGAUGAUUUGGGGGUUGAGACCAGCGACUCAAAGACAGAGGGCUGGUCAAAAAAUUUCAAACUCCUUCAGUCUCAGCUGCAGGUGAAGAAAGCAACACUUACACAAGCAAAGACCCAGCGCUCAAAGCAGAGCACAGUUUUAGCUCCAGUUAUAGACCUCAAGCGAGGCACCUCUGGGGAUGACAGGCAGAUUGUUGACACACCACCUCAUAUAGCAUCUGGCUUAAAGGAUCCGGUACCAAGUGGAUUCUCUACAGGAGAGGUUUUGAUCCCAUUGGCUGAUGAGUAUGACCCCAUGUACCCAAAUGACUAUGAGAAAGUUGUGAAAAGACAGCGCGAGGACAGACAACGACAGCGUGAGCUGGAACGACAGAAAGAAAUUGAAGAAAGGGAAAA